UUAAUGCACCAUAUGUGCUCAAGGUGUUAUAUAUAUGUGGCCUGGAGAACGACCUUUUUGUGCUAACUGAAGCAUAAGCUUUCACCUCCUUCCCUCCUCGUUCACCUCACUCUCUCUCCUUUUGAUUUAGCUCUCUCUUCACGCUCGUAAGAAAUAUGGGGGGGAUUGCAUUUGGACGCUUUGAUGAUUCGUUCAGCUUAGGCUCCCUCAAGGCCUACUUGGCUGAGUUCAUCUCCACCUUGCUCUUUGUGUUUGCUGGUGUUGGCUCAGCCAUUGCUUAUGGGAAGUUGACAUCAGAUGCUGCUCUUGAUCCAUCUGGGCUAGUGGCAAUAGCAAUUUGCCAUGCGUUUGCCCUCUUUGUUGCAGUUGCAGUGGGUGCAAAUAUCUCCGGUGGCCAUGUCAAUCCAGCUGUCACUUUCGGACUGGCUCUGGGUGGCCAGAUCACCAUCCUCACUGGCAUCUUCUACUGGAUUGCCCAGCUUGUUGGCGCCAUAGUUGCUUGCUUGCUCCUCAAAGUUGUCACUGGAGGACUGGCGGUCCCUGUUCACAGUCUUGCAGCUGGCGUUGGAGCAAUCGAAGGGGUGGUCAUGGAGAUCAUAAUCACCUUCGCAUUGGUCUACUGUGUCUACGCCACAGCAGCUGACCCAAAGAAGGGCUCAUUGGGAAUAGUUGCCCCCAUUGCGAUCGGCUUCAUCGUCGGUGCCAACAUCUUGGCCGCCGGCCCGUUCUCUGGCGGUUCCAUGAACCCGGCCCGUUCCUUUGGGCCCGCCGUGGUCAGUGGAGACUUCCAUGACAACUGGAUCUACUGGGUCGGACCCCUCAUCGGAGGUGGCCUGGCAGGGCUCAUCUACGGAAACGUGUUCAUGCACUCGGACCAUGCACCUCUUGUCAAUGAGUUCUAAGUUAUGAUCAAAUCAAACCAUGUUUUCACUCACAAUCCUUUUGCUCUUGCGGAGUAGAUUCUGCUGCUCUUUCUUUUCCUUUCUUUGUUUUCAGUUUUUUCUGAUUUCGCUGUUGUAAAGCCUUGUGUGGUGGUCCACUGUGUUAUCAAGAAAAUGGAUGAAGUUGGUGAGUUGUUGAAACAA
This is a messenger RNA of Eucalyptus grandis, 1085 nucleotides long. RefSeq names its product aquaporin TIP2-1. Gene Ontology annotation, cellular component: membrane. Lineage: Eukaryota; Viridiplantae; Streptophyta; Magnoliopsida; Myrtales; Myrtaceae. The transcript has 3 exons. Gene Ontology annotation, molecular function: water channel activity. Gene Ontology annotation, biological process: water transport; transmembrane transport. The record is from RefSeq and is a predicted model, not a curated record. The coding region runs from base 156 to 902 and encodes 248 amino acids.